AUGGUCAAUAAGUAUCGGAUUCCUACGGAUGAAGAUCUCUUUGCUGCAACGGGUGGAAAGCUUUUCGGGCGAAGAGCUUAUGGCUCCUGUCAUGGAAAACUCAAGCGCGAUGAAUUGCAAUUAAAUAAGGCAAAGAAUCAAGCGAAGAUUAGUGAAGAGCCUGCAACAAGCAGUGAAUCGAUGAAUGAAGACAAACAGAGAGAAGUGCUGAAAACUUAA
Messenger RNA from Plasmopara halstedii, 219 nucleotides. RefSeq lists its product as hypothetical. NCBI's taxonomy places the organism in Eukaryota, Oomycota, Peronosporomycetes, Peronosporales, Peronosporaceae. The transcript has 2 exons. The record is from RefSeq and is a predicted model, not a curated record. The coding region runs from base 1 to 219 and encodes 72 amino acids.